Molecule: messenger RNA, 489 nt
Organism: Colletotrichum karsti
Lineage: Eukaryota; Fungi; Ascomycota; Sordariomycetes; Glomerellales; Glomerellaceae
Exons: 1
Coding region: 1-489 (162 amino acids)
Source: RefSeq, a predicted model, not a curated record
AUGCGCGUAUCUUCUUCCUUUUCUAUAGGCGUCAGCGCUAUGUUCGGUGUCUCGACUUUGGCCAACUGUCAACCCACUGCCACCAACCUUCCCAACUGCCCUCCCCGUCCGGCAAACGCAGCCGAGCAGCGAGCCAUCUUCAAUGACUUCGUCAACGACUUCUAUGUUGAGAAGAACACUACAAAAGCUCUUCUGAACCACCAAGCUGAGGAUUACAUCCAACACAAUCCCAACGUGCUCUCUGGUCGGCAAGCCUCCAUUGACUUCUUGGCGACCCUCGUUACGCCGGAUGGGGUCAACAUGACCAUCAUUCAUAACAACUUCGACGAUAAUACGGGCUAUAUUCACUACCGCCUCGAUACCCUUGGUGCCUCUCAGCCUACAGCUAUUGUGGACAUCUUCCGCUUCAACGGGACCUGCAUCGUGGAGCACUGGGACGUGAUCCAGGAACGCCCUGCCAACGCCACGAACCCCCUUGCGUUGUUUUGA